CCGUGCGUGCGUGCGUGCGUGCGUGCGUCGUCUCUAUGGUGGUGGCGGAUUCGGAGAGACGACGCUUCUAGAGACAGGAAGCCGAUUUGGGGCGGAUGGUGUGAACUCUUAGCUGGCCUGGGGUCUUCGGGGAGCCGAGCGGAGGGAGGAUGUUCCGCCGGGAGCGCUCCAUUCCCCUUCGAGGCUCGGCGGCCGCCCUGUGCAACAACCUCAGUGUGCUGCAGCAGCGCAACCUCACACAUUUUGGCGUAGUCCAUGGACCCAGCGCCCAGCUUCUCAGCGCUGCUCCUGAGGGGGUGCCCUUGGCCCAGCGCCAGCUCCACGCUAAGGAGGGCGCUGGCGUGAGUUCCCCACUUAUCACCCAGGUCCACUGGUGUGUCCUCCCUGACCGAGUAUUGCUGGUACUCGCCUCACAUCGAGGAAUACAGAUGUACGAGUCUGAUGGCUCCGUCAUGGUCUAUUGGCACGCACUGGACUCUGGAGAUGCCUCUCUAGUACAGGCUGUGUUUGCCCGAGGAAUUGCUGCCAGUGGUCACUUCAUCUGUGUGGGAGCGUGGUCAGGCCGGGUACUGGUGUUUGACAUCCCAGCCAAGGGUCCCCACAUCGUUCUGAGUGAAGAGCUGGCUGGACACCAGACACCAGUCACAGACAUUGCCACCGAGCCCGCCCAGGGCCAGGACUGCGUGGCUGACAUGGUGACAGCUGAUGACUCAGGCUUGCUGUGUGUCUGGCGGUCAGGGCCUGAAUUCAAAUUACUGACCCGAAUUCCAGGAUUUGGGGUCCCGUGCCCUUCCGUGCAGCUGUGGCAGGGGACCAUAGCAGCAGGCUAUGGGGAUGGGCAGGUGCGUCUGUACGAAGCCAGUACAGGAACUCUGCACGUCCAGAUCAACGCGCACGCCCGGGCCGUCUGUGCCCUGGACCUGGCUCCCGACGUGGGCAAGCUACUCUCUGCGGCUGAAGACACCUUUGUACACAUCUGGAAGCUGAGCAGAAGCCCAGAGAGUGGCUACAUUGAGGUGGAACACUGUCAUGGUGCGUGUGUGCCGGACACCCAGGUGUGUGGUGCCCGAUUCUGUGACCCCUCGGGCAGCUCCUUUGCUGUGACUGGCUAUGACCUCGCUGAGAUCCUGAGAUUCAGCAGCAUGUGAGAGAGCAGCAGCCCUCCUUCCCCCCUGUGGUAUUACUUAUAAAGUCCCCCCCCCCCAGCCCGUGUCUUGACUCCUCAGCAUCACAGCAUACUCACGUCCAGGUGAACCGAGCUCCAUGGUGGGGGGACGGGACGGGUCCCGACCAAGCCGAGAGGCAGCCGUCCAGAAGCAGGUGGAGGCUGCUGUUAAAUAGCUUUAAUGGCUGACGCGGGGUCACGAGGGCGGGACGUUCCCUCCCGGGGCUCUUCAGUGCCAUCCUCAGAGCCGGUUAGUGCAGGGGGGUAGGGCAGGGGUGGUUCCAGUUUUCUCCCAGGAAGGGUUUGGGGGGUCUCAGCCAGUCCUGGGAGCAAGUCCCUCAGCACCAUGGCAGCCACAGCUUAAGAGGGGCUUCUGCUCCCCUUCCCCAGCCCACCCCCAGUCCAACAAAGGGAGGGAGGCCAGGCUGGCCAGUCUGCUCCAAACAGCGCUGUACCUACAGCCAGCCGCACACAGGUCAUUUUCUCUUCGGGCCAGAUCCUGCUGCCAGCACCUUUCUCACACUGGUGACUGGAGCCACGUGUGGGGUGGGCCUUUGCUGCAGAGGCCUCUGGACCGUGGGGGGAGAGGGGCAACCGAGCGAGAAGCCCCAGGGGAGUGGUCUGGGGGGACAGCAUCCAGGGAGAAUGUUCGAGGUCUCCCCCAGGGCAGGGAAUGGAUCCGGGCUGGGGUUGGGGCCACUGAAGCAGGCGAGCAGGAGUCAGGCAGGGCAGGCCGGUCUGUAAACAUUGCUAGCCAGAGUGGGGGUGUCUCCAGUCUUGCACCCUCCCGCUGGGCCAGGAUGUCUGUCACCGCUGCGAUGUCAUCCAGCGGCUCAAUAGCUGUGGCACCAGGAAGGGGUUGAGGGGAGGGGGCUAGUCAGCGUUUAGGCCCCAGACCGCCCCAGCCCUGAGCAUCACCUGUCACUGUAGGAAAGCAAAGCCUGGAUCCCAGCCGAGAUCGUGUUAUCCUGCAGGAGCGGCCCCUCAUCUGGGCCCCCUGGGGCCACAGAUUCUGACAAGACUACGGGGUACGGGGGGCAGGGUAGACAGGGAGAUGGGGGUGGGCAGAAGUUGGUGAAGAAAUCAAGAAAGAGGAGAACGAAAGCAGAGCCAGGCAAGUGAAGGGUCAGAGGGAGAGACAGGAAUCCGCGUGCAGGAAGGGAAACAGAAAAGAAGAAAUUAGGAGAAGAAUCCGUGAAAUGAAUCUGGGUGUAUGGGGUUUUGUUUUGAACUUUCGUGGAGAUGGCGUUAAGAAGAGUUGGAGAAAAGAAAGGAAUACAACAGAACUGGUGGGACUUGGGUCUCCAGAGUUCUGCCUUAGCCCAAA
This is a messenger RNA of Camelus dromedarius (Arabian camel), 2492 nucleotides long. RefSeq names its product WD repeat domain 54 (gene WDR54). Lineage: Eukaryota; Metazoa; Chordata; Mammalia; Artiodactyla; Camelidae. Gene Ontology annotation, molecular function: protein binding. The transcript has 10 exons. Bases 150 to 1148 code for a protein of 332 amino acids. The record is from RefSeq and is a predicted model, not a curated record.